AUGCUUUCGUAUCCACCUCCACCAAUGCCUCAAGAGGCUAUACCUAAUCAAAUGAUCCGCAUUCGCAUAGAUAAUAUACCCCCAGCAAAGAAUUGGAGGCAUAUAAAGGGGUUUUUAACCCAGUUUAUUCCAUAUGAACAAGUUCUUAAUGUUAGGGUUCUUCCGUUAAUGCCAUCAUUAACUCCUCCUUUCAUGCCACUGCAAAGUUGCAUCGUUCUGUUGCAGCAGAAUACAGAUUGGCCAAGCUUAUUGAUGCAGUUGAACGGAUUGCAGUGGGAGUAUCAUACACUGAUGGCUAUUGUGCUUCCUAAUUUUAUACCUACUGAUGGUGGUGCCGGGAGAUUAGGGGGGGUAAGCCGGCCUAACAACUCUACUGGGUCAGGAGGCAAUGUAGAAAUCCGAUCUAGAGGUGGUGGUCGCUAUGAAAACCAGCAAGAUACUCCUGUACGCGGCAUGCGGAGGUCAAUUCAUUCUGAUUUUGAGCCUCCAGAUAUAUCUAGUUUGACCCUUAAUAAUUCUGUUCCACACCAUUCACGACGUCUGGCACAAAUAUUCAACGAGAAUAGUUUUAGACGGCAAAUGUCGCAAAGAAACAUGCAUCAGCUUAAAGUAUCUAAUUUCCCUCCAUGUUUGCAUUGGGACGAAGUUGUAAAGACUACUAGUGUUGCUGCGUCUGAUUCUGUCGCUAAAGAGGGGGGUGAGGAAAGUAAGAGCGCGACUGCAGAGGGAUCCGACGCUUCUGAAGGUAAGAAAACAAACUCAGCACCAGGGCCACAACCGCAUGUCCUUCAAGAUGAAAAGAAUGAGAUUGUCCCCGAUCUGACUAUCAUGACGUCGCACCCAGAAAGAUUUGGUAAACUAAAAUGGACUAUCCUUAAGGAUUUUAUCAAGCUGAAGUGUCCUAAACUCCUUGAAAUGGAAAAUAAAUCCCACGGGGCAGUACUGUCAAAUACGCGAGAGUUUUAUGUUGGGGUAUAUGAAGAUUCAAGUAUUCGUGUAGAAAUUAUUUUAUUGCCAGAAGGCGAACCGGACAAGAUAAUUGAAGGACCCUUGUCAUCGGAACAAGAGAACGAAUUAAAGAUAGAUAAGACAAAGCGCUUUAAGGUACAGGCUACGCUAUUCAAAGCAGUGCUUGGUUUUCAUUCAAAGCAAUUAUGCGAUUUAUGCCUUGAAGCCAUGCAUGAUGAAGAAUACAUGCUUGAGUACAAGCUGCAAGUAGAACGGUUACCAAAAUUAAAUACUUUAUGA
Eremothecium sinecaudum is the source of this 1248-nucleotide messenger RNA. RefSeq lists its product as uncharacterized. The coding region runs from base 1 to 1248 and encodes 415 amino acids. Lineage: Eukaryota; Fungi; Ascomycota; Saccharomycetes; Saccharomycetales; Saccharomycetaceae. The transcript has a single exon. The record is from RefSeq and is a predicted model, not a curated record.